AUGGACCGACGCACAUUCUGCCAGACCGCGCUCGCGGCCGGCGUCACCGUCGCCGCCGCGAGCCGACGGGGAUUCGCCCAGGCCCCCCAGGCCGACGGCGCGGGCGACGCGCCCGCCCUCUUCACGCCCCUCACGCUCCGGGGCGUCACCCUGCGCAACCGGAUCGCCAUGUCCCCCAUGUGCCAGUACUCGAGCGAGGACGGCUUCGCGAACGAGUGGCACCUCGCCCACCACGCCUCCCGCGCCCUCGGCGGGGCCGGGCUGCUCAUCGCCGAGGCCACCGGCGUCGUGCCGGAGGGACGCAUCACGCCCAGCUGCCUCGGCAUCUGGAAGGACGAGCACGUCCCCGCGCUCCGCCGCGUGACGGACUUCGUCCGCGAGCACGGCGCGGUCCCCGGCAUCCAGCUCGCGCACGCCGGGGUGAAGGCCUCGCGCUACGGCCCCUUCGACCGCGUCCGCAACGGCUACGUCCCGAUCGAGCAGGGCGGCUGGAUGCCCGUCGGACCCACGGCAAAGCGCUACCGCGACGACGGCCCCGUCCCCCACGAACUCACCGCGAAAGAGAUCCGCGCCGUCACCGCCUCCUUCGCCGACGCGGCCCAGCGCUCGAUCGACGCGGGCUUCCAGGUCGUCGAGCUCCACUUCGCCCACGGCUACCUGGGCCACAGCUUCCUCUCGCCCCUUAUGAAUGAGCGGACGGACGACUACGGCGGCCCCUUCGAGAACCGCGUGCGGUUCCUCCUCGAGACGACCCGGGCCGUGCGGAGCGUGCUGCCCGAGGACGCCCCGCUCUUCGUGCGCCUCUCGUGCACCGACUGGGUCGAGGGCGGCUGGAGCAUCGAGGAUUCGGUGCGGGCGUCGCGCCUGCUCAAAGAGGAAGGCGUGGACCUCGUCGACUGCUCCACCGGCGGGGCGACGCGGAACGCGAGCAUCCCGGUCGGCCCGGACUACCAGGUCCCCUUCGCCGAGCGGAUCCGACGCGAGGCCGGCAUCCCGACGGGCGCCGUGGGCCUCAUCACCGAGCCCGCGCAGGCGAACGCGAUCAUCGAGGACGGCCGCGCGGACCUGGUCCUGCUGGGCCGCCAGCUCCUCCGCGAGCCGCACUGGCCGGCGAGGGCGUGGGUGGAGUUGAACGGCGAGGGGGAGUGGCAAGCGUCGUCUGAGCGGGGACAGCGUGCCAACGUCACCUGUACGGCGCGAAGCCGGGGGCGGGUGAUGGCGAUCCGUGACCAAUUCGAAUUGGAGCAGGGGAAGCCGGUUAACCGGCUUGUGCUGGGGGGGAGGGUGCGCUGGGGGGGUUUUUCCAGCUCACCGGUGAUGGUAGGGAACCAGCAGGAGUACGUUUCCGUCCUGCGCAGCCGCGACCUGAUCCCGCUCUCCCCGCAAACCCUCAACGGAUACGGCAUGCCCGCACCAGAAUCGAUUACUCGACUCACCAAGCAGUUUCACGAGCACAUCGACGCUUACAAGCGGGGUAACUACAACGAGACGCAGCUUCGACGCGAAUUUCUCGAUCCGUUCUUUGGGGCGUUGGGCUGGGACAUUUUCAAUGAACAGGGCUAUGCGGGCGAUUACAAGGAUGUCGUCCACGAGGCCGCCUUGAAAAUCGGCGGCACAACCAAAGCCCCAGACUACUCGUUUCGCAUUGGCGGUCAACGCAAGUUCUUCGUCGAGGCCAAGAAGCCCUCGGUCGAUGUCAAGGGCGACCCGCACCCGGCGUACCAACUGCGCCGAUACGCAUGGACGGCUCAACUCCCGCUCUCGAUCCUGACCGACUUCGAAGAGUUUGCCGUCUACGACUGUCGGAUUAAGCCAACACCGCGUGACAAAGCAUCAACGGCCCGCAUCCUCUACAUGACGUUCGAGGAGUACGAAAAGCGCUGGGGUGAAAUAGAGGGCGUCUUCUCCAAGUCCGCCAUCCUAAAGGGGGCUUUCGACAAGUACGCCUCGAAGAAGACACGCAAGCGUGGCACCGCCGAGCCCGACGAUGAGUUCCUCAAACUCCUCGAAGACUGGCGAUCCGCGCUGGCGCAGAACAUCGCCCGAAACAACAGACUGACAGUCCGCCAGAUCAACCAUGCGGUGCAGCUUGUCAUUGACCGUAUUGUCUUCCUCCGCAUUUGUGAGGACCGGGGCGUCGAAAUAGCAGGCACGCUCAAGGAUCUGCUCAAUGGCCCCAAGAUCUACGAGCGCCUCCUGGAGCGUUUCCGGCUCGCCGACGCCAAGUACAACUCGGGUCUUUUUCAUUUCGAAAAAGAGACUGGGCGCGAGCCGCCCGACACGCUGACUCCCUCGCUCGUGGUUGGCGACAAAGUCCUCAGUGACAUCAUCGGAAACCUCUACUAUCCAGAGAGUCCGUACGAGCUCUCCGUCCUCCCUGCCGACAUCCUUGGUCAUAUCUACGAGCGUUUCCUCGGAAGCGUCAUCACGCUUAGUUCCACGGGAAAGUCCGCGAAGAUCGAGGAGAAGCCCGAGGUCCGCAAGGCCGGCGGCGUCUACUACACGCCGACUUACAUCGUGGACUAUAUCGUCGAGCACACGGUGGGCGAACUGCUCAAGGACCGCACACUCGAACUCAAGGGGCGCGGCAAGGCCCGCGGCCCGGUGAUGAAUAAACCGCUUCGCGUACUCGACCCCGCCUGUGGCUCAGGAUCCUUCCUUCUCGGUGCCUACGACCAUUUGCUCGAAUGGCAUCUGCGCUACUACACCGAGAACGACCCCGAGUCGUGGGCGAAGCUCGGUACCCCGCCGAUCGCACGGCAAGCGAUACCAGAUGAGAGGGCGACGCACGGCGACUACAAGCUGACCACGCACGAGAAAAAGCGCAUCCUCACCGACCACAUCUUCGGCGUUGAUAUCGAUGCGCAGGCGGUCGAGGUCACCAAGUUGAGCCUGCUGCUCAAGGUGCUCGAAGGCGAGAACGAGGAGACACUCCAGCCGCUGCUAUUCGCGAAGGAACGGGCAUUGCCCGACCUGUCGGACAACAUUCGUUGCGGCAACUCGCUCAUCGGGAGCGACUUCUACUCGGGCCAGCAGGGCACGAUGUUUGACGAGGAGGAGCAAUACCGGAUCAACGCGUUCGACUGGGACGUGGCAUUUAGAGAGAUUAUGGAGAGUGGCGGGUUCGAGGCGGUGAUUGGGAAUCCGCCGUACGUGCUAUUGCAGAUUCUGAACCAGCCAGAUGUGUUUGCACACCUCAGCCAGAAGUACUCUGCAGCUCGGUACAAGAUUGACACCUACCACAUAUUCAUUGAGCAUGGCCUACGCCUGCUUGGGUCCAAAGUCUUCAAGGGCGCAUCCGUCGACACCCUGGUGCUGAUUUGCUCGGGGGGUGCGAGCGAAGCCGGGGAUAUGACUACCAUCGUCGAGUCACGGGUAUCCGACUCGCUGGGCGAGACUCGGCAGCAACCGAUUGGUGAGUGGCUUGGGCACGACAAGAAUGAGUUUGGAACGGGUAGCAACAGUCAGCAGCAGUCCAUUCUUGAGAAAAUCGAUGGUUGCAGUGAGCCACUCGGCUCGUUCGCCACUGCCUACUUCGGUAUCCAAACACGCGAUCGAACUCGCUAUGUCGCCCAGGAGCCGGUUGCUGAUCACUUCUUGGACUUCGAUGUCAAGGAUCAGGUGUCCAUGCACGACCGCAUGGUCAAACUCGUCAAAUCCAUGCUCGACAUGAACGCACGCCUCCAUGGCGAGGGCGGUGAAAAACUCACCCCUCAGGAGCGACGUGUCCUCGAGAGCCGCAUCGCUUAUACUGACCGCGAGAUCGACCGGCUCGUGUACGACCUAUACGGCCUUACCGAUGAGGAGAUUGCUGCCAUUGAGGAGGCCACAUCGACAUAA
Messenger RNA from Symbiodinium necroappetens, 3840 nucleotides. NCBI's taxonomy places the organism in Eukaryota, Dinophyceae, Suessiales, Symbiodiniaceae. The record is from the annotation of a GenBank genome assembly.